Messenger RNA from Paramecium octaurelia, 842 nucleotides. The record is from the annotation of a GenBank genome assembly. NCBI's taxonomy places the organism in Eukaryota, Ciliophora, Oligohymenophorea, Peniculida, Parameciidae.
AUGCAAAGAUCAAUAAUGUUCAGAUCUAACUUACACUACGGAAUCAGAAUGCUCCUCCAGAUUGAAUUCAUGCACAUCAGAUGGAGUUAAGUGUCUUGUUAAAGGAGCUUGUAAUAGUUACACAACUUAAGAGCUUGUAGUAGUACUGAAGGAUUCUGCUUCUGGGGUGCAACUGAUGCUUCUGGAAGUUGCAGAACCAAGAUCUGCUCUGAUAUUCCAGAUUGUAAAACAACCUAAGCUUGUUAAGUAGUUGCUAAUUAUGCUUCAAAUGAACCGCUUGUAUUGAUAAAGUUAACUGUUCAACAUACACUAGCAAGACUGCUUGCAGAUCCAAAGGAACUAAUGGUAUUUGUGUUUGGACUGAAACUACCGCUGGAGGAACUACAAAAGGAAAAUGCUCUUUGAUUACUAGUUGUGCUUCAGCAGCAGGUGAUACUAAUGCUUGCACAUAAGCUAAUGAUAUAUGUUAAAUGGACUCAAAAACUAAACUUUGUGCUGAUCACACUUGUCUUACAUAUGCUACUUAAAUCUAAAGUUGCAAAUACUUCUGCACUUUGGAUUAAAAUAAAUACAACUCUUGUUCAACAGUCAACGGUGCCUGCACUGCUACUAAAGCUGAUAUAUUAAAAGAAGGAGAUUGCUACACUUUGACAGUAUAUCUUUACUCACGGAAUCCAGCAAACCCUAAAUGUACUCAAUAUGGAACAAUUGUCGUACAACCGAACAAUCUGGCAAUAAGAAUUCAAGCACUGCUAACGAAACCAAUACAGAUUCUGGUUAUAUUCUUGAAUUUACCUCAAUUGUAGUCGGACUACUCAUGUCCUCUUGAUUUUGAUUAUUGA